UUUCAUUGUUUGAUAAUGUAGUGUAAUGUGUUGUAACCAUUGAUUCCAUGGCUAAACCGUGCAGUAAUUUAACACGUUGUGAGUUUUCUCCGUUGCCAACACGAGAGCAUCCAUUUUUCAGGCAAUCAAGCAGGCCAUUUGAAGCGAAUGAAAAGAAUAUCUGCAGAAGGAGAUAAGGCACAACUUUGUUUAAAUUUGUGUUAUUUGUAGAUGAAAAAGUCCAGCUUCUCAGACUAGAUGGCUGAUUCUCACUUAAUUGAAAAGCUGAAGUUUGGCAAACGGUACAUCCUGGCGGAUAUCGUGCUUGUGCCGUUAUCGUUCGCCCCAAAACAUGCCGGUCCCAACGCAGAUUAUUUAAUACCCGCGCGGAAUAAGUAUCUUACGCGCGACAUUUGGCAAUCGUUCGUUUACCGGGAGUUGUUCGAUGUUUUCCGCAAGCAUUUACCCCAACACGAGCGGGAUAACGGCAAACGGGAGUUUGAGGUGAACCGAGAGUACCGUGUGCGCUGUUCCGAACUCCCCUACCUGCAGAUGAAGUACAAAUUCCGAGAUAUACAGUUUCGCAAUGUGUUAAAUACCCUUUGGAGCCAUUUGACAGACAGCCCUUUGGAGGAGCCAUCUUCUUUGCACGAGAUCAGUAUCUGUGUUGAGAUUAGCGAUCAAGGCCAAGCUCUUUUCAGCGAGUGUGAUGACCGCAAACGCAAAAAGGUGAUCAAGCGAUUGGUAAAGGGAAUCGAUGGCCUAACUGCAGCACCAACUUGUGAAACAAGCACACUAACCUCCGCAAACGUUGAGCGAUACCCAAGGGUUGAGGAGUACUGUCCGGAACCUGUCCAUCGAGGACGACAAAAGAAUGCAGUGUCACAGAUCUCCGAGUACGUUCCAGUUACCUUGAAUGGCCACCCACCGGGAACAAAGUGCACAUACAAACCAUCAAAAGUAAUCGACACUGGGAGACUGCAGGACUUCCGGUCUGAACCGGAUCCGUACACACCAGAUGCGGGAGAGCGACCAAUGAAUGUGUCGUACACUCCUACCUCCACAAAUCGACUUUUUGAACAGGAAAAACAAAAGCGGAACUCUGUACAGAGACCCAAAGGAGCAAGCACCUUAUUUGGGUCUGAAAACGAGGAAUAUGAGCCCAUCGGGCCGCAGAUUGACAAAUUGAUGGGAAGUGGGUGCCGAGAGGAUAGGUCCUCAGAUAAAAAUACCUUGCGCGAUGAAGGAAGAACAGGUUCUAGCGGUUACAACUUACCCACGAAGAAAAGCUAUUCAGUUGUUCACAAGCGGGAAGAGUCAUCACGGAAUGCCAAACAAAGAAUCUGACAUCUUUGAACGUUGCGCAGAUAAAAGAAAAACCUUCCACCUUCGAAAUCCGAGGAAAUUUGCCGUUGAGCGUGAAUUGCAAAAGUAGUGCAAUAAAAAAAACGAAAACCGGAAAUAGAGCGAAUACGGACUAAAAGAACGUAACAGAGCUGCAAUGAAAAAAUAUCUAGUAAGUUGUGCUAUUUCGCGGAUCUAGAGAACAUGUUGAACAUGACCAUUGCCCAAUCUGCGUAUGAAAAUUUCGAUGCCGCAAUUAAAAGCGCAUGCGAAUGCCUAUUUUUGCACAAUUUUGCGACGUUGCCUAUUUUUACACAAUGGCUCAAAUCUAAUAGACAUCUUGUGCCACUCGAUCAAGCAUCAGUAAUCUAUGCAAAAUAUAAAUAUUUUAGCACCAAUUUACACGCUGGAAGUCAUCACAAGAAAAUGAUUAUCUUAUCACGUAUACCAUAGCGUACUAAAUAUAUAUCUAUCUAAAGAUAAAACACAAAAUAUCACAGACAAAAUAUUACAUUUUUAGUGCAAUAAAA
Molecule: messenger RNA, 1853 nt
Organism: Anopheles bellator
Lineage: Eukaryota; Metazoa; Arthropoda; Insecta; Diptera; Culicidae
Exons: 2
Coding region: 238-1326 (362 amino acids)
Source: RefSeq, a predicted model, not a curated record